AGAGUGAGUGAGUGAGUGAGUGAGUGAGUGAGUGAGUGAGUGAGUGAGAGAGAGAGAGAUAGAGUGUGUAUGUGUAAGUGUGUGUCAGCCGUACCCAUCAUGGCCCCUGAGCUGCAGCUGUUCAGACGGACCGCCGCUCCGCCGUCCUCCUCCAGCGAGCAGCGGCACCGGUGAGGAGGCUCCAUGUGUCCCCCAUCCUCGGUCAGAUAUCUGAGCAAGAGGGCCGCGCUCCAGCCGCCCAGCGCGAACAUGAAUAAGGAUUAUUCCAUUAAUCUAUCGGUGCAGCAAGUGCUCAGCCUGUGGGUCCAAGGCACGGUACCGACCCUACAGCACUUUACAGGUAGGCUACGUUCACACGAGGAGAAAGACCCGGUGAAACGGGUUCAUGUGUCUCAUCCAGCCGCGCGCACACGCCUCUCCACACCGGCAGACACGAGCAUCCCAUCUGAACAAGAAAUGUGGUACUGGGUCUUCCUGUGGUGUCUAUUUUCGUCUCUGUUCGUUCACGGUGCCGUGGGUCUGCUGAUGUGUGUGACUCUACAGCGUCAUAAGAGAGGACGGCUCAUCACAGUGGUGCUCAUCAGUGUGGGGUUCCUGGCCUCUCUCACCGGCGGGGUCAUCACAAGUGCAGCAGUGGCAGGUGUGUACCGAUUGGCAGGGAAGGACAUGGCUCCUCUUGAAGCUCUGGUGUUUGGGGUGGGCCAGACCGCUUUCACCGUCAUCAUCUCAUUCUCACGCAUCUUGGCCACUCUUUAAAUGGACUGAAAGCAUCAUUGACUUACACACAACAGCGAAUCGACCAGCAGAAGAGCCGGGGUCAAGGUGAGUGGGGUUAAACCACAGGAGGUUUGGCCUGCGGUACAAAACAAUUAGCUUUAAAAAUCACUAAUGGCCAAUGGACAACUAUAUGAAACCCUCUGGAAUGGCAGUCUUGGAGAUUUUACCAUUUCAAGAAGCAAAAAUAGCAUUAUAGGCCAAUGACUCAAUCAACGUGCCAACUGCCUCGAUGGAGGAUUGAGAUGAAUCUUCGGAUGUCUGUUUGUCUUUGUUAAACAUUUGUUUUGUUUUUGCACAUGGAUCGCUUCAGCUUCAUGUAAACUGGGUGGUUUUGGAGCCGUAGUUGGGCUGUAACGCCAAGAUGGAUGCAUUCGAAAACAUCCUCCAAUAAUUUGACUUUCAGUGUGUCUGUCUGUCCUCAAACAUAUUCUAAUUCUGCUCUGAUGAACACUCCUGUUUGUAUUAAUAUAGAUUUUCCAGCCGUUUUCUUCUUCCACUUUGCACUUUCUGCAUUUUGAAAAGGUGUAAGAUCUGUAGAAGGUAUGCUGGGAUGCAAUAUGGACAUUAAUUCAAGGAGGUUAAGGUGUAAUCUGGUCUCUUUUAACCAAUAUAAAUGUAUCCAUAAUGGAAAAACGCCUUAUAAUAUGGUAACACAUAAUGGAACAUUAAUAUGAAUUUUAACUGUCAUCAAAUGUCAGUUUUAAAGCAAAGAUGACAAGUAUAUUUAGAAAGUCACUAUGGCCUACAACGUCUUGUCCUGUGUAAACCAUCAACUGCGAUUAUAUCAUGGAAACAUUCAAAUCUGAUCUUGUCCUUGUACACAGUAUUUAAUGUCUUCAUGUAUAAUCCUUUUUUAUCCAGCAUUACUGUGGCAAUACUCUCCCUGCUCAAAUAUGCGAACUUAAACCUCAGGCCUUAAAACACAAGAGAGACAAGUUUGUUAGGCUGGCUAAAUCUGUAAUGAUGAAGAAACAAUCUCAUCUAGAUCUUGAAUGGACUGAAGCUGUGUACAUUUUCAUUUUUGGGGGAACAAUUCCUUACUGGAAAAGGUUUUGAACGGUGAAAAGUGUGGAAUGUGAUGACAGCAGUGUGAUUUAGGAUGCCUCACUGCUUCAACUAGCUUUAUUAUUGACAAAACUCUCCUUGUUUUACCAUUUCCUUCUUAUAAACAGCAUGAAUUUUAAUGCUAUUAAUAACCUAAUAGUUCAAAACCAUUUUACUUGUUGAAAAUUCUAUUUACAUUCAAAUGUAAAUUUUUGCAAAGAAUUAAAUUGUUU
Carassius carassius (crucian carp) is the source of this 2054-nucleotide messenger RNA. Its product is annotated as transmembrane protein 170B-like. Gene Ontology annotation, cellular component: plasma membrane. The transcript is spliced from 3 exons. The record is from RefSeq and is a predicted model, not a curated record. NCBI's taxonomy places the organism in Eukaryota, Metazoa, Chordata, Actinopteri, Cypriniformes, Cyprinidae. Bases 184 to 756 code for a protein of 190 amino acids. Gene Ontology annotation, biological process: negative regulation of canonical Wnt signaling pathway.